AUGGUUUUGUCCAUCAGUCAAACAUCUGUCUUCCAGAAACUGGAGUCAGGGUCAGGUUUUUGCACCAAGCAGAGCGAGUCAGCCGUCACGCUGCACGUGCACUACCGCUGGCCCGCUGAUAAGAAACAUGAGAACGUCAAAAUGCAAGGCAUCUCCCGGCCGAGCCGCUCAGAAGGCGCCAGCGCUCAGGGAAGCCGGGAGAAGUGUGCUGACCUUUCACUGGGAGGAGAAGGUGGAGUUUGUGGUGACGAAUGCACCGCUAAUGAAGCACAGUUGGACACUGCGCGACAGGAGGGAAGCAGCUGCGCCAAAGCUAUGAGGAGCUGUGAGACUUAUAUCUGGUCCUCGGACUACCGCAAACACAUCCGCACACACACCGGCGAGAAGCCCUAUGUUUGUGGUACUUGUGGCAAGGACUUUGUGCGUUCCUCUGACCUCCGAAAACACGAGCGAAACAUGCACACCAAUGACAAGCCCUUUCCAUGCACACACUGUGGUAAAACCUUCAACAAACCACUCUCUCUGCAGCGCCAUGAGCGUAAGCACCUGGGAGAACGGCCGUUUUCUUGCCCUGACUGCGGCAAGACCUUCGCUCUGGCCAGUCGUAUGACAGAGCACCAGAAGAUCCACAGAGGAGUGCGUCCGUAUGUCUGCUCGGUGUGCUCCAAGAGCUUCACAAAGUCUUCCAAUCUGCUCGAGCACGAGGCCAUUCACAGCGGAGUGCGGCCCCAUAAGUGCACAGAGUGUGGCGUGGCCUUUGCCAUGGCCUCUCGCCUAGUUCGGCACCAGUACAUCCACAGUGGAGAGACACCCUUCAGCUGCCCAGGUUGCAGCAUGAACUUCAGCAGCUUACUUGCUCUAAAGCAUCACCAAGAUAAAAGCUGUGCUGGGAGGAUCUUUGUCUGUGUGCAGUGUGACAAAUCUUUCCAGUGCGCCUCAAAGCUUACACAGCAUAUGCUGAGCCAUACGGACAAGAAUGUCUAA
This is a messenger RNA of Myripristis murdjan (pinecone soldierfish), 984 nucleotides long. RefSeq names its product zinc finger protein 648 (gene znf648). Gene Ontology annotation, molecular function: RNA polymerase II transcription regulatory region sequence-specific DNA binding; DNA-binding transcription factor activity, RNA polymerase II-specific. The record is from RefSeq and is a predicted model, not a curated record. Gene Ontology annotation, biological process: regulation of transcription by RNA polymerase II. NCBI's taxonomy places the organism in Eukaryota, Metazoa, Chordata, Actinopteri, Holocentriformes, Holocentridae. The transcript has 5 exons. Bases 1 to 984 code for a protein of 327 amino acids. Gene Ontology annotation, cellular component: nucleus.